AUGCGACGCCAGGGCGGGAACAACCCAGAUGAUGAGACGCCGUCCAAGCAGCCUGCCUCUGCAUCCUCAGGCGUGCACUGGGGAGCAGAUGUGGAAAAAAGAGAAGCUAUCAAAAAGGUGAGGCGGACGAUGGAUGGCAUCAGCCGCUCAUGACGUGCGAAUGACUGACACGUUUGUCCGUCAGACGUUCAUCGAGCAAUACCAAAAGUACGAGCAAUUCGCCUUUGGCUCCGACCUGCUCAAACCCGUAGCGCGCCAGGGCGACAACAAUUCUAUCCUGGCAGGUUUCGGAGGCACCAUCAUCGAUUCCAUGAGCACCAUGCACAUCAUGCAACUUUCCCACUCGGACGAGUACAAGCGCGCCCUAGAACAUGCCAAGCAGCUCAACUUUAGCGUCACGCCAGAAGGUGAUCCCGUCGGCUCAGUCUCGUGAGUUGAUCCGUGUCGCACAACGGCAGGCGAGGAAGCUUAUCACGAUGGUUUGUGACACUCUGCAGCGUGUUCGAGCUGACCAUCAGGUACAUUGGAGGUUUGCUUUCGGCCUACCACCUUGGAGGAGAGCGUCCUGACCAGCGCUUCCUCGUAGACAAGGCUAAAGAGCUGGGUGACAAGCUGGCUUCAGCUUGGUGGACCAAUACCACUACCAACCAGCGCAAUAAGGUGCCCUACAAUCACUUUAACCUCAAUCUCAGUGCCCCCGUCAACCUCAACGACACUGCCAACAUUGCGGAGGCCGGGUCGCUCAUCCUGGAGUGGGCCAGACUCACCAAGUAUACGGGCAAUCAGCAGUACCUCGACCUCACCGACGGCGCCAUGAAGGCGCUCAUUGGACUCCAACAGCCUCUGCCCGGCUUGCCGAGUCAGAACUUUUUCCCUGGUAAUUUGUCGUGAGUGCAGUGAGCGCCCGCAGUCGUAGACCAUCGCUCAGUCGCGCAUACCCUUGACAGCUACACCGAUGAUCUUUGGGUUACUGCUGGUGGUGGAUCCGACUCGUUCUGGGUGGGUGAACCGCCACGCAUUCAGCACCGUGACUCGACUUUAAUUCCCUUUCCCCCCCCUCCCCCCUUCUCUCUCUUGCAGGAGUAUCUCUUGAAAUAUGGCUUCGCUUACGGUCUCGACGCGAACGACGACUACCUCAAGACGUGGAGAGCAGCAGCCGACUCCUUUACCAAUUUGGCCACCAACACCGGUGUAGGCAAUCUGACCUUCAUGGCAGACUUUGAGCCAAAGAACAAGACCAAGGUGUACGUCACUAGCCACCUCGCCAGCUGGAUCGGAGGCGGCUUGGCCAUGGGAGGUGCUCUGUUUGGCAACGAGACGUGGGUGCAGAUUGGCGGUGAGAUCGCAGAGAGUCACGCGAGGACGUACAAUGCGACUGCUACUCGCCUUGGCCCUGAGGUGAGCAGGCGUGGCACCCUUGGGCGGAGACUCGUAGCUGAACCACCCGCGUGCCGCCAUCCCUCAGGUGAUCGGCUACUUUGACGACCACGGCAUCGCCAAAGGCUGGGACUUUGUCUCUGUCGGACGCCGCGAGUUUUACAACGAGCACGGUUUCUUCAUUGGUUCUGCUGCAAGCUACAUUCAGCGUCCGUGAGUUGAUCACGUCCAACAUGCUUUCUGAUUGCUACUGACGUGUCCAUGUUGCGCCUUUAGGGAGACCAUCGAAAGCCUCUUCUACUUGUACCGCAUCACGGGUCAGCAAAUCUUUAGAGACUACGCCUGGGAAGCUUACCUCGCCAUGAAGAAAUACCUCGAUACGGGCAACGGUUGGCUUUGCCUUGUCAAUGUCAACGAUCUCUCCUCUUCCGCUUACGACGAAGCGCAAACCUUUGUGAGUUGAAGCGUACAAUCGCGCGGAUCACUCUCACGACUCACAGUGUAUUCUGUGUGCACUGCCUUCUAGCUCUUUGCCGAGACGCUCAAGUACCUCUAGUGAGUGAUUUGGGAUUGCAAGGCUGUGAGAGUGCACCUGACAGACGUCCGCGUCCGCGUCCGCGCCCGCGUCCGCGCCCGCGCCCUUGCAGUCUCAUGUGGGACGACCCCGAGACUUGGUCGUUGGACGACUACUACUUCACGACGGUGAGUCGGACACCUUUGGUGUCGGAUUUUGCACCCCUCUGACUCGAUCGAUCGAAACACGUUCGUCUCGCAGGAGGGGCACGUAUUCCAAGUGGCGAAGCGUAACCCGGCCUUCAAGAAGAUCCAGCAAUCGGGGUGGGUAACAAGCUCCCCGUCUCGCUUGCCGGCGUUGUGCUGAACAGCCGUUGCCUUUUUCCCCCUUUCAGCUCCUACACCCCGCUGGCACCAGCCGGCUCGUACAAGAACAAAGGGGUCAACCCAGAAGAAGGCAAGGGUGCGCUCACUGAAGGUCAAGAAGCCACCAUUCUGGACGGCGUGCGAGCUGCUGCUGCUUCCCUGCGCGACUCCUUGGGCAAGUCGAUGCCACUCAAGGUCGCCAUCAAGGUCUUUUCGGGCAUACCACGAAAUCAAAAGGUGAUUGAAAAAACUUAUACAAUCGAUGGCGAUGACACUCCCUGA
This is a messenger RNA of Ceraceosorus bombacis, 2538 nucleotides long. The record is from the annotation of a GenBank genome assembly. NCBI's taxonomy places the organism in Eukaryota, Fungi, Basidiomycota, Exobasidiomycetes, Ceraceosorales, Ceraceosoraceae.